Molecule: messenger RNA, 1609 nt
Organism: Gopherus flavomarginatus (Mexican gopher tortoise)
Lineage: Eukaryota; Metazoa; Chordata; Testudines; Testudinidae
Exons: 6
Coding region: 520-1185 (221 amino acids)
Source: RefSeq, a predicted model, not a curated record
UACAGGAAAUGACUACACUGCAGCUGGGAACAUGUAGUUGAAGCUGAGCAGCUGCUGCUACUGGGCUGAAGAGCUAAUUCUGAUGACUCUACCAACAAAUUAGGCUGUGUAGCCAAUAAGACAGCUUACUACAGGCCAGCUGUGCUCGUUAGGUGGCUUGGAGAUUUGCUGUGCAGAAAGUCCUGAUUCCUGACAAUGAGCAGAGUCCCAAACAAUAACCCACCCUCAUCCUCAAAAAGCAGCCUUUAUCAGAAGGAGAGAUUACUUAUAGCAUAGAUACAGUAACUUGAAUUCUUUGAGACGUGUGUGUCUGCAGAUGCUCCACUUCAGAUGUGUGUGUGCCUCAUGUGCCUUCCAUCAAAGAGUUCUUUCCAGCAAUGUCCAGGCAGUCUGCACAUGUGCUGUAGCUAUCCUCAUCCCCACACUUCAUUUAUUUCUGUACCAUGGAAUCCCCACCUGGGUAGGGGAUUCUGAAGCAGAGAGGGGAAGGAGGAUGGAUAAUGAAGCACUCAUAGGAACAUGCAUCUCGAGGAACUCCAGUUACUAUUCAAGGAUGAGACCUUUUUCCUUGACAUACCAGAUUCUGCACUAGAAGCUUUAAAUUUUGAACAAGAUGGAAGUCAACACCAGCAGACAGGUUUUCCUGAGAUUACAGAAGAUAACUUCUCAAGUGUUAUCCCUCAAGAAGAAAUGUUGAAGGAGCGCUCACUUAAAGGGGCCAAGAAAUUUCUCUCUGAAUCAGCUACAGUUGGAAACAAGGGAAUCAAACCCCCCCCCAUGAUUUUGAACAACCCUGCACAAUCAAAUCCCUCAUUACACAGUCAGAUGGUCUUAAAAAGGGCCAAAAAAUCUACCUCUGAAACAGCGACAGUUUCCAGGGGCGGGGAAAAGGGGCUCAGACCCCCAUAUGUUGAACCACUCUGCACUUCCCAAGCUAAGACAUCUACCUCUGCAGCUUCCAGGGACAUUGAUUACCUGUUUUCAGACUACAUUAAAACACACCUGAGACAGAGACAAGAGGCCUCGGGGUUCCCUCACUUGUGUAGCACCAAGAAUAUGCAUGGCCCCAUGAUAUUAGCACUUGUGCAACAAACAGACCUGGGAAUUGAAGAGGAAUUAGGUAACUUCAUUUCUGUGAAUAAGGGCUAUGCACGCCGGCUGCAGCUCUGUGGAAUAGGUGAGUAACCUCCAUACUGAAUCUAAGGAUUGUAAUUCCCUCACUUUUGGCUGUAGGGUCUUUACUGUGAGCGUCCCCAUUUUUAACAACCUCGCUCCCUCCAAAUGUCAGUGUUAUCAGGAUAGUUCUGGCAGAAUCUCUCCCCUAAAGAUGUUACAUGCAGUGUUGUGGUCACUGUCACUAGCUGAACCAACUUCUUUCAGUCAGCUAGGACGAAACUGAGAACAGCCUGUCCACUCAUGUCUCCUGGAACUGGCAUUUACGAUCACAGAAAUGUCCAAUCCCCUUGUGUUGUUGUUAUGAUUAUAUUACAAUAGCACUUAGAGGCCUCAACCAGGCUGGAGCCUCACCAUUCUCUCUGGGACUCUAAGCAAGGACAUGCCAUAACGAGCUUUGUAUCUCUCUGUCCAUUUUAAGUUUAGCUAGGCGAAG